GAGAAGAAGUAGAAAAGAUACAGCCUCUCUUCAGUGCCUGGAAGGGAAAACAAAAUAACUUCAACUCUGUUUUGAAAAAAUUCUUUCCAAGAACUUUCUUCAGAGAUUUUACUCAGAUGAUGUAUACAAUGAAGAAAGAAUAUGUGUUUUGGGCCUCUGUAUGUCUGCUGCUUAGUCGUGCCCCUGCCCCUCUUAAGGCUGGUUCUGAGGAAGGAGCAAAACUUACAAACCUUACAGAUAUUAAGUUGCCACCACUGAAACUUAUAAAUUCAUUUUGUGCACUGAAGGCGGAUGAUGGCCCAUGCAGAGCAAUGAUGAAGAGAUUUUUUUUCAAUAUUCACACUCAACAGUGUGAAGAAUUUGUAUAUGGGGGAUGUGAGGGAAAUCAGAAUCGAUUUGAAAGUCUGGAAGAGUGCAAAGAAAAGUGUACAAGAGAUUAUCAAAAGAUUAUGAAGACAGCUUUGCAAAAAGGGAAACCAGAAUUCUGCUUUUUGGAAGAAGAUGCUGGAAUUUGCCGAGGUUAUAUUACUAGAUAUUUUUAUAAUAAUCAGUCAAAACAGUGUGAACGUUUCAAGUAUGGUGGGUGCCUGGGCAAUCUAAACAACUUUGAAUCAUUGGAAGAAUGCAAAAACACCUGUGAAGAUUCAGUGAGCAAUUUCCAGGUAGAUGAUUUUAGAAUCGAGUUAGAUGCUGUAAAUAACUCUUUGACUCCCCGACCUACCAAGGUUCCCAGGAUUUUGGCUCCCUUUGCAUCUGUACAUCAACUCCUGACAGCUGCCUUGGGACUACAUCACCUUUAUGAUAUUUUGGAAAAAAAAAAAAUCUUCGGGUAGACUUCAAAAACCUACUGCCAAUCCAAUCUAGAACUUGCCUUCUGGCUGAGAAAAGGAACAUUUACAUAGCCACCGCACCUCAGAUUCCUCCUGCCAAACUCCAUGUCAAAGGCAAAGGAAAGGAUAUCAUCCUGAAGACCAUUUAGCUAGUUGAAUCUCUCUCUCGACUGUAUUCAGUGUAUGACCUAGUGCCAGAUUCUACAUAUAUAUGAAAACUGAGAAGAAAAUAAUUUUUCUUAGUUUUUGGUUAUCAUUGGCUUCCUGGAAGAGGUAUUUUGCUCACAGAUGACCUGAUCAACAGCCCAACACUAUCACUGGUUGAGCCAAUUUCAGAUUUUCAAGAAAAUGUUUUCUCCUAUUUGGCCUUUUGUUGAAGGUAUAAUUACAUAUAGAGGAAUACCACAACUGGAAAGAAAAUAUUCUCCUGUCAACUAAAAGAGAUACAUUCACAGCUGCAUAUCACAGUUUAAUCACUAGCACUAUCAACAAUCCUGAAGAACCUCACUUCAUCCACAAUCCACUUCCAUAGUCCCAGAGAAGUGUCCUGCCUCUUAUAAUGUGUUCUCAGGCCAAGAAGCAUAGAAACUUCCUUCAUAAUCCAAAUAUACCUGCAUGGUAGACCUCGUGCCUCAUGUGCUGGCACUCUGGCAAGCUGGCUUUCCAAAAACAGAUAACAACUUAUGGAGAGGAUCUAUCAGGCCACCUACUUCCUGGCAGGAACCCUGGUGAGAAAGAAAAAUGUGGCACUUCAUCUCUGCCAAGAGUUCUGUCAUCCAAAUGCAGUCACCCUAGGUGACCACUGCUUACUUUUGCUAAUCCCUUUCUUCCUGGAUCAUCUUCGGGCCUUAACAAAGCUAAAUUUUUGUCCCAGGCAUAAGAGUUCUCCAAAACAGUGUUUCUCAGACAUGAAUAAUAUAUAGACAUUUUAAAGGGAAAAAAUUACAGACUUCCAAUUAGUAAAUCAAACUAUUUAAAAUGGCAUUAUUUUUAUAUGAAUAAGAAAAAUAGGUAUAAACUCCUUACACUUGUGACAAUCACACAAUCAUAAACCAAGACAAAUUUACAAAUACAAACAAUACUAUGAACUAAUAAAUUAACAAUACUAUUUUGCUACUACAUGAGUGUUUUGCUAAAAAAAAAAAUCCUAUUGUAAUAUGAAUCUGGUUUUGAGUGCUAUAGGGCAUGUUAAGAGCGAGUUGAGAAUAGGUUAGAAAUGCCUGUGCUAUCCUAUGUUGUGUGAAAUUCUUCAACUACUUUUUUUCUAUUUAACUACUGCAAAAUUUUUGAAGGACUGUAUUUGAGAAGCAUUGAAGUAAAAUGUGUUGGCUCUGAGAAUCCCAGCUUCACCUCUUCUAGGAAACACAUCUAUAUGGUGUUUCUUGUUUUCUAUCAGAUCCAAACGUUAUUAAAUGGAUCUGACUGACUGUGCAAAUAUGAUCAUGGAAUGCAUAAAGGCCUGGGACUUUUGCCUGUCAUUUCUAUAAUCAGUUCAGGUUAAGGGUGCCAAACAUAAUAAUCCUUGCCUUCAAAUGCUGUCUCUCUGAAUACUGUUUGGCUCAGCACUGUUGUUCCCAAGACUUGUUUCCAGGCUCUUUGUUUGGCGCACCACUUUGAUUAUAUAUCUUUCUCUUGUUCAGACUGGAUAAAUUCCAACUUCAUGCAGGGGGAAUCUGGGGUGUGUUGGCUAUGUAAGUGUUCCUUUUCUAUGUCUUCCAAUUAUUUUUUAGGUAGUUGAAAGCACUGGAUUCAUGGACAAACACAUGAGGGUUUCAUUUCCGUAAGCUGGCCAAAGUCUCACCACCCUUGCUUCUAAGGAGCUUUCUGGGCACCACUGAUUUCGACACCAUUGUAGGAGUAUACAUUUACACAAUCUUUUAGUGCAAAAUUCAUCAGCAUCUACCAGUUUAUAAACUGAAUAUACCUCUUAGAAAAUUCUAAUUUUAGAAAUAUCUGAACUUGUAUACAAUGAUGUUAAUGAGCCACUGUCUGGAAUUAAACAAUUGCAAUUAUCUAAAUAUCCAAAACAAGGGAUUGACUAAAUAUUCCAGCCAGUUCAUGCAAUAAAAUGCUGUACAUACAUUAAAAAGAAUAAGUUAUAUAUCUACAUGAACAAAUGUGGAAACAAAUCAUAAAAGAUAUUACCAAGUAUAGUGAUAUGCAAAUAAUGUGCUAAUAUAUGUUCGCAUAUGCAAACAAUUUUGGGAAAGAAAUACAGCAAACCAUCGAUAAUGCUUAAAAGGGUAGGGGUCAAAUUAUGAAGAACUUUUGUUCUAUAUUUGUUAUACUUUUAUAUUAUUUCAAAAUUUGACUAUAAUGUAUUUUAAAUUUUAAAAUGUAUAUUUCUCUUUGCUAAAAAAGCACGGGAAAAAAGAAUUAUUUUAUAUUUAAUUCCCAAAAAAAAAGAUCUAACAAGGCAAGAAAAAAUAAUUUACUCAGCAAAUGAAGACGUGGUUCAGAAAACCCAAUUUGGUUGGUAAAAUGAACAUCUAAAUAGGCAUGUAAGGUGAGAAUUAUAAGGAAGACACCACAGUAAAAA
Messenger RNA from Trichechus manatus latirostris (Florida manatee), 3369 nucleotides. It is a transcript of the gene TFPI, whose product is annotated as tissue factor pathway inhibitor. The transcript has 7 exons. The record is from RefSeq and is a predicted model, not a curated record. Gene Ontology annotation, biological process: negative regulation of peptidase activity. Lineage: Eukaryota; Metazoa; Chordata; Mammalia; Sirenia; Trichechidae. Gene Ontology annotation, cellular component: extracellular region. Bases 117 to 833 code for a protein of 238 amino acids. Gene Ontology annotation, molecular function: serine-type endopeptidase inhibitor activity.